GUGUGUGUUUCUAUCAGGGUGGAUCAAUGCAGGAGCCUGAGUUCCACACACACACACUCGCUCUGUCCGCGCAUCUGCAGCGUCGCGUCGCUCCGUCUCUCUCUCGCUCGCGGCUGACGCGGGCCGCUCCUGGAUAUGUUCAUGUUAUAGUCCGGAAAGCCGCCGCCGCAUCGUAGGUCGAAGGCCAGGAGACAUGCCGGUGUGACGGGCAUCGGAUAUCCGUAUCUUCCGCGCUAUCUUCGCUGUACCGAGCGCCGGCGCUGGAGCGAGCGGCCUGUAAACACAAGAUGUCGACCCGAACGCCAUUGCCCACCGUUAACGAGCGCGACGCGGAGAAUCACACGUCUGUCGAUGGCUACACGGACACACCAGCACCACCCACGAAAUCAGCGAGUCGACAGAGUCUCCCGCGCUGCCGCAACUCAGUGGCGUCCAUCACAGACGAACAGCCUCACGUCGGGAACUACAGACUUCUCAAAACCAUCGGCAAAGGGAACUUUGCUAAAGUCAAACUUGCCCGCCAUGUUUUAACAGGAAGAGAGGUAGCGGUGAAGAUCAUUGAUAAAACACAGCUCAACCCCACAAGUCUACAAAAGCUCUUUCGUGAAGUGAGGAUUAUGAAGGUCUUAAAUCAUCCUAAUAUAGUUAAGUUAUUUGAAGUAAUUGAAACAGAGAAGACACUUUAUUUAAUAAUGGAGUAUGCAAGUGGAGGUGAAGUGUUUGACUACUUAGUCGCUCAUGGGAGGAUGAAGGAAAAGGAAGCCAGAGCAAAGUUUCGACAGAUUGUGUCUGCAGUGCAAUAUUGCCAUCAGAAGAGAAUAGUCCACAGGGAUCUCAAGGCUGAAAACCUGCUGCUAGACGCGGACAUGAAUAUAAAGAUAGCGGACUUUGGCUUCAGUAACGAGUUCACCAUCGGGAGUAAGCUGGACACGUUCUGUGGCAGUCCUCCGUACGCGGCUCCCGAGCUCUUCCAGGGGAAGAAGUACGACGGGCCAGAGGUGGACGUCUGGAGUCUGGGGGUCAUCCUCUACACGCUUGUCAGUGGCUCACUUCCCUUUGACGGACAGAAUUUGAAGGAGCUGCGAGAGAGAGUUUUGCGAGGGAAGUAUCGUAUACCGUUCUACAUGUCCACAGACUGUGAAAACCUUCUGAAGAAACUGUUGGUGCUAAAUCCAGGCAAACGUGGAAGUCUAGAGCAAAUCAUGAAGGACCGCUGGAUGAAUGUAGGCCACGAGGAAGAGGAACUGAAGCCCUAUACAGAACCUGAGCCAGACUUCAGCGACACCAAACGGAUAGAGCUGAUGAUCACUAUGGGUUUCCCUAAAGAUGAGAUCACAGAGGCCUUAGUAGGGCAGAAGUAUGAUGAGGUCAUGGCCACGUAUCUUCUGCUGGGCAGGAAACCUCCAGAGUUUGAAGGAAGCGAUUCGCUGUCCACCACAAACCUGUGUCAAAGGUCACGACCCAGCAGCGACCUGAACAACAGCUCUACGCAGUCACCCGCACACUCCAAAGUCCAGCGCAGUAUCUCGGCCACGCAGAAACAGCGGCGAUUCAGCGACCACGCCCAGUACGUGUGUGAGAGAUCCAGUACAGACCGGUACUCAGCCGUACCCAACGGCAAAGACAGCAGUCUGACGGAGAUGUCGGCCUCGGCGAGUGCAUCUUCCUCGGUGUCUCCAGGAGCGUCCACUCGGCCACGGCAUGUGAAGUCCAUGUCCGCCUCAGGCCACCCCACCAAGUCUCCGCUGCCGCCCAUCGAGGACGACGCUGAAUUCAAGGGCUCUGGCUCCAGGGCUCCGUCCACGUCUCCGUCAGCUCACAGCAUCAGCAGCAUGACUCCGGAUCGGACCCGCUUUCCCCGGGGUACCUCCAGCCGCAGCACCUUCCACGGGGCGCAGCUCAGAGACCGCCGCAGCGCCACAUACAACGGCCCUCCCGCAUCGCCCUCGCUGUCCCACGACACGGGCACUCUCGCCCAGGCCCGCAGGGGAACCUCGUCCGGAUUCAUCAGCAAGCUCACCUCCAAGUUUGUGCGGAGGAGCGGAUCCGGAGAACCCAAGGAGGAAGGCCGUGACUCGAAGCCCAGAUCGCUGCGCUUCACCUGGAGCAUGAAGACCACCUCGUCCAUGGAGCCGGGAGACAUGAUGAGAGAAAUCCGCAAGGUGCUGGAUGCCAACAACUGCGACUACGAGCAGCGCGAGCGCUUCUUGCUCUUCUGCGUGCACGGCGACGCGCGGCAGGACAGUCUCGUCCAGUGGGAGAUGGAGGUGUGCAAACUGCCCCGUCUGUCUCUCAACGGCGUGCGCUUCAAACGCAUAUCGGGGACGUCCAUCGCCUUCAAGAACAUCGCUUCCAAAAUUGCCAAUGAGCUCAAGCUGUAA
This is a messenger RNA of Sinocyclocheilus rhinocerous, 2381 nucleotides long. Its product is annotated as MAP/microtubule affinity-regulating kinase 1. The record is from RefSeq and is a predicted model, not a curated record. Gene Ontology annotation, molecular function: protein serine/threonine kinase activity; ATP binding. Gene Ontology annotation, biological process: protein phosphorylation; intracellular signal transduction. Lineage: Eukaryota; Metazoa; Chordata; Actinopteri; Cypriniformes; Cyprinidae. The transcript is spliced from 17 exons. Bases 288 to 2381 code for a protein of 697 amino acids. Gene Ontology annotation, cellular component: cytoplasm.